AUGGCUGCGGUGGGGCCGAGGUCCGGCCCUAGUGCCGGCGCGGAGGCUCUGGCCCUGGCGGCCGAGCUGCACGGGGAAGCGACGUGCUCCAUCUGCCUGGAGCUCUUCCAGGACCCCGUGUCCAUCGAGUGCGGCCACAGCUUCUGUCGCUCCUGCAUCGCCCGCUGCUGGGAGCGCCCGGGGAUCCCGGUGUCGCCUGCCCCCCGCGCCCUGCCCUGCCCUCAGUGCCGGGAACCCGCCCGGCCCAGCCAGCUCCGCCCCAAUCGCCAGCUGGCCGGGGUGGCCAGCCUGCUCCGCCGCUACAGCCUCUCCCCAUCCGGGGACGGGGACGGGGAGGGCGCGGGGAGCCUGGUGUCCGGCUGCGUCCAGCACGGGGAGCCUCUGAAGCUCUACUGUCAGGAUGACGGGCGGGCCAUCUGCGUGGUGUGCGACCGCGCCCGGGAGCACCGCGCCCACGCCGUGCUGCCGCUGGACGAGGCGGUGCAGGAGGCCAAGGAGAUGUUGGAGUCCCGGCUAGGUGCCCUGAAGAAGGAAUUGGAGGAGUUUGAAGAUUUUAAGUCCAUGGAGGAGAAGGAGAGUCGGGAGCUGCUGAAGCAAGUGACUGUGGAGCGGGAGAAAGUGGGGGCUGAGUUCCAAGCACUGAGGGCCUUCCUGAUGGAGCAGGAAAGCAGGUUGGUGGGGCGUCUGGAAGAGCUGGCCAGGGAGGUGACUCAAAGGCAAACUGAGAACCUGAACCAGCUUGGCAGUGAGAUCUCCCUGCUGUCCAAACUCACCACUGAGAUGGAAGAGACAUCCCACAAACCUGACCUGGACUUCCUGCAGGAGUUCAAGAACACGUUAGGCAGGUGUGACAAUGUGCCUGGCCCCAAACCAGCCUCAGUCUCUUCUGAAAUGAAGAGUAAAGUUUGGAAUAUUUCACUCAAGACCUUUGUUUUGAAGGGACUGCUAAAGAAGUUCAAAGAGGAUCUUCGGGGAGAACUGGAAAAAGAGGAGAAAGAUAGAUCCCUGUACCAGGCACAUUGGGGGGGAGAGACAGAAGAAAGGAAGAAACAUGGUCCCUGCCCUUGGAGAGCUCCUGUGGAAUUGACAUUGGAUCCUGACACAGCCAACCCCCGCCUCAUCCUCUCCCUGGAUCUCAAGAGUGUCCGCCUGGGCCCACGACCCCAAGAUCUGCCUCCUAAUCCCCGACGCUUUGACACGAAUACUCGAGUGUUGGCCUCGCGUGGAUUUUCUUCUGGCCGUCACCACUGGGAGGUGGAAGUGGGCUCGGCUGAUGGCUGGGCCUUCGGAGUGGCCCGGGAGAGUGUCCGGCGUAAGGGCCUCACCCCCUUCACUCCCGAAGAGGGCGUCUGGGCCCUUCAGCUCAACGGUGGGCAGUACUGGGCCGUGACAUCUCCUGAGCGCACCUCACUGAGCCCCGGGGGGCGGCUGGCCCGGGUCCGGGUCGCUCUGGAUUUAGAGGCUGGUGCAGUGUCUUUCUAUGCCGCUGAGGACAUGCGGCACAUCUACACCUUCCGAGUAGCCUUCCGAGAGCGAGUCUUUCCUCUCUUCUCUGUCUGCUCUACUGGGACAUACUUGCGGAUCUGGCCAUGAGAUGGGGUCAGAGAUGAUGGGCCGCUAAGAGGAUGGGGCUGAUUCAGGCCUCUGGGGUACUGGGAGCUGCAGGAUGUUGAUCCUGCAUAGGUCUUUCCCCCUAACCCUGGCUUUCCACCUGGCCAGACCUAACUUUGUUUUAUCUGAGAGAUGGGAUACAAGCAACAAGUUAAUGUUGUAUGUAUAGGCCUCUCCCAAAUCCUGGCUUCUUGUUUGCCAUGUGCUGGCUUUAUCCCUUCUCCAGCCUCUUGCUGGGGCUUAUUACAAGGAAAGCAGCCAGAUUAUCUCCUACAGAUUGUCACCCUUUCCCCUCCUCGUUCUGGGCUACCUUUUCACCAAAACUUAUCUGUGGACUUAACCUUGAGGCCUGUGAAUUCUAGGGACUUUGGCCAACCCUCCCUUUGAUGUUUUUUCGGCAGGUGGCAACAACUGUGGCCAAGUAGCAAGUUUAGGCUGUCCAUAUCUGCCUGGCUCCUUGUUCCUGGUCUCACUUCAGCUCUAGAUCUUAAAACUGCUCAGUGUCUCCUUUCUCUGGCUGUUGAUACUGGCUUUUGCCUCAGCUUUCUUCUGCAUCUUCAUUUUCCCCAGGACUUUAGGAGGUGUUGGGCAGAGGUGGUAAGAAGUGGAAGGGGGACUAGCAAAAUUCCCCUUUCCUCGGGGGCCGGUUUCUCCAGCUCUCUGUGGGUUCCUGCUUACUUGAAUCUCAGUCCCGAGCUAUCCCAGCUGAGGAGGAAGGCAGCUCUGGGGCUGGGGCAGGAGAUUUUAUUUUCUCUGCUUUGCACUUUUGUCAGGCUGUAGCCAAGAGGAUCAGAAGUGGACUCAAAGCUGAGUGGACUUGGCUGCGCGUCUUUGGACUCGUCAGUUUUCCUGGCUACAGCUGAUGUCUGGAAUCAGGAAAGAGUUCUGUUUCCAAGAUGUCAGUCUGCCCAGACUAGAAUUAGACCAUUGCCCAUGUGUGUGACCAUGUAGCCGCUCAAGGGAAUAAAUGCCAGCACACUUUUGGGAAUUCACACUCACACUGCCCUAUAACCUUCCUUCCCCUCCCCCACCCCGACCAUAUAAAGACUAUAAAGGUAGACCUUACCCCUAAAUACACAGGCAAAUCCACACUUAGACCUUCAUAACCAGUCACAUUAGCGUACAAACCCACAGGCACCAAUGCACUCAUAACAACCGAUAUUCAGGUACUUCCUGCCACAAAUAUAUAUUCCCACUGUUUUACCAAAUGAUGUAAAUACACUUGCAACACCUUUCCAAGAAGCACACCUAGAGAGUAUGUCAUACACACAUAGAUGUACUGUCUAGAUCUUGAAUCACUGGGUUCUAGGUUCUCCUUCAUGAUUUCCAUGGCCUCUUUGCCAGGACGGUGCCUCAGUUUCCCUAAUUGGUGAUACUUCCUGCUCUUGGCGACCCGUGCUGCAGAGACAGGGGAGCAGAACAAGAAGGGAGGAGGAGUGGCUUUCCGUGAUCAGCUUUCCUUUGGAGGGUCAGAAAUACAGAAUAUGAGUUCACAUUGUUACUUGGUUUCUUGGCGGGGUGAGGUGGGUGGGAAGGGGACUGUGUCAUUCAGAGGUGUCUGUGAGUCCGUGUGUGAUUGUAUCUAUGGAUCAUUUUUCUAUUCUGAGUGGUGAGUCUGUGUGUGGACCUGUCCAUUACUUAGUGGAUCUGGAUACUGGUGUAUGUGGGUGUGUGAAGGGAGUACACAUUUGUUGUAGUCUCCCAUUAUGUGAAUGUGGGUGUACUUGUGUGUAUUUGUGCUGUAAGUACCAAUAUGAGCUCGCCCCUUUGGGGCUAUGUGUUAAUGGAGGAGGGUUUUUGAAUGUUCCGUUGAGGUGUCUGAGUUCUUGAUUGUGCAUAUAGAUAAUGUUUGCAUGUGAGUAUGAUAUCAUUCAGUGAAUGUAUGUCUCUGUAGCAGGAGUGAAUACUUAUUUGACUAGUAGCUGCUCUGGGUAGGGAGAAAGGAAAAGUUUGGCAUAGACUCUAGACCCUAGAGCAGGAGUUCUCAACUUAGGAUAUGUGAACUUGUGUUUUAAAAAAAAUUUUUUUUGGUUAACUAUUUCAAUAUAAUGGUUUCCUUCGUCACCCUAUUUUAUCUUUUUGAUUGACAACAUUAUUCUGAGAAGGGGUCUUUCCAUAGGUAUCCCCAGACUGUCAAGAGAAGCCCAUGACACAAAAAAGUUAAGAACCCUUGACCCAGAGGAAGGCUAUAUGCAAAAUAGUUACUUGUGAUGUCAUCAGUCUUCUGUCUGAUUCUGUGAGUGGCUCUCUCUGCUCUCCCAUUCUCAGGACUUGAGGUUCCUUCCCUCACUCUCCAUGCUCAAAUGAUGGACCCUAUUAAGUGGCAGAGGUGAGUUGGGUAGUUGUGGGAAUAGGAGGGUCUGUCCCAUUUCCCGGGGCAGGGCAACACCACCUGUGAAGGCAGCAGUAGAGUAGAGCUCUGAGAAACCAGGCUUGAGGUAAGGCCAGCUACUCACACUGACUUGGAAACUCCCAGUCUUCAUCCUCCCCCAGAAUCCAGGAAUCCUGCCAUUGAGCUGAUAGUAGUCGCCUUAACUUAAAGGCAUUUUCUUCUUCCCUUCCUUCUGGACAUAGACAUCUGUCCAAAAGCUCCUUUGUCCCUUUAGGGAUCCAUGUGUCUCAAUCUUUCAGUUUCUGGGAACUGGAGCUAACUCUGAUUUGCAUACAGAGUGGUAAGAGGUCCACAGUGCCCAACACAGUAUCUUGCAGGUAGAUGCCCAUACAGACAUUUACUGAAAAGUGAAUUUCCACAUGUAUAAUAACCAGAAUUUCUUUGUCACUUAAAGGUUAGCAAAGUGCUAUACAAAUAAAUAUUAUCUCAUUUGAUCUCAGCAACCCUGGGAGGUAGUGGCUAUUAUUAUCUCCAUUGUAUAGAUGAUGAAAUUGAGGAAUGAGGUUAAAUGAGUUGUCUGAGGUAGGAUUUCAACUCCUGUGUCUUGUGUCCAGGUGCAGGCUACUUAACUGCAACAUUGGAUCGCUAAGAAUUGACUACUUUGAAUGUAGUGGAGAGAUCACUAGAUUUAUAGUUAGAGGACCUGAGUCCAGAUCCCAGCUCUUUCACUUGCUAUGCAUGAAUCAACAAUCACUGGUAGGCAUUGGGAAUGCAGAUAGAAAAUUAAAAAUCUCCAAUGAGCCUUUAUUCUAUUGAGGGAGGCAACAAGUACAUUACAUAAGUAAGAUGAUACAAAAUAAAUACAAGGCAAUUUUUUGGAACAGGCACAAGCAUCUAGGGAGAUCAGGCAAGGCUGUUCACAUAGAGCUGAGCUCUUGAAAGAAAUGGCUGCUGUCAUGCGGAAGUGCAUUCUAGGCACAGGGAGACAGCCUAUGCAAAGGCACUGAGGUGGGAGAUUGUGAGGAGCGGCUUGACUCUAUGUGUGAAGGGGGAAAAUGUAAUAAGACCGGAAAGGGAGGUUGGAGUCAGAUUCUGAAGGGUUUUAAAUGCCAAAUAGGAGUUUGUGUUCCAUCCCAGAGGUAUCAGGAUACUCUUGGAGUUUUACUGCGUCACCUGUGUGACCUGGGGAAGAUAAUUUCACUCUCUGGGCCUCAUUUAUCUGUAGAAUGAGGGGUUUGCCCUAACCUAAAUGAUCUCCAAUCUCCAUCACCUUCACUGCUCUAAAUCUGUGUUCAUAUGAUUCUAAUUAGGGAGGUAAUCUGGAGGAGAUAAAGUGUUAGGAAACCUGAAUAAACGUGGUGAAAUGUUUUGUCAUUCUUUGGUGAUAGGGUAUUUCAGCCAACAGAUAUAACCUAGCAAAAAGCCCAGAGGCAAGAAAAGCAUAUUUAAUAAAAGGACUAUUGACUCAAUUUAUCUAAGAGGAGGAGAGGUUCUAAGAGAUUAAGAAAGUCAAGUAAUUUGUAGAGAGCCCAGUGAAAGUUUUAAGACCAGAUUUUGGUAAACACCCAAGGAGGGGGAUGGUAUCGUCAGAACAGUAAUAAGGGAAGAAAACUUAGUAAUAAUGGAGGUCAACUGGAAAGAGAGGAUGAAACAAAGAGGGGUAGUCUGGUUAAGGAAAUACCAGUAUAUUAUGUGAAAAAUGACUAGAUUAAGGUUGUGGUUGAAAGGUGAAACGUAAGAUUUUAGAGUUAUUUAUGCCCUUAUCGUCUGUCUUAGGGUAUUGCAAUCCUGAUUACAAACCUAAUCCAACCUUAAUACAGCUGCUAAAUUGAUAUUCUUGAAAAAAUUAAAAAUUAGUCAAAUCUACCAAGAUAUCCUUGAUAUGUGCAUAGAUUCAAUUACAAAAUACUCCUUAUAGGAAUAAAGAGCUACUUAAAUACUGGAAGAAUACACAGUACACAUAGUUGAGCUGGACCAGUAUAAAAAUUCAAACAGAACCAAAGUUAAUAUACAGAUUUAAUGUUAUGCCAAAGUACCAAUUGAGAUAUUUUUCAGGGAUAGAUAACAUAAUCCAUUUGGAAGAACAAAAUAUCUGCAUCAUCAAAAAAAUUGAUGAAAAAAAGGUAGGAAUGAACAUAAAACAGCUUUGUCAUGCCUUUAAACAUAGCACAGAGCAACAGUCAUCAUUAAAACCAUUAAAACUAGUUUAAAAAAUGGAAAAGUCAGCAGAACAUAUUAAACAAGGAAGAGGCAAAAACAUUAAACCCAAUGUUCAGUAAACCUAAAAACAGAAAUUACUUAGGAAAGACCUUGUUUGAUAUGAACACCUAGGAAAAAUGGCAAGUAGUCUCAUAGAAAUUAGGUUUAAAUGAACGUAUCAUUUUCUAUAAUAAAUUCAAAGUGGAUAUGUGAUCUGAAUAUUAAAGAUCAUACCAUAAAAAAUAGAAGAAAUAGAUCAUAUACUUUUCAGUUUUGGGUAAGGAAUAAAUGAUUAAGCAACUGAGGGAUAAAAGAAUUUUGAUUACAUGAAAUUGAAAAACUUUUGCACCAACUAGGAUAAGAGAAGUAAUCUUUGUCUCAAAUAUCUCCGACAAGGGUUUCUUGUUUAAGAUAUGUGGACUAACAGAACUACGAAUUAACAGAAAUAAAGGCCCCAAACUAUUUUCUAAUUAAGAAUUGCAAACUAUUAACAACCAUAUGGAAGGAUGCUCUAAAAUACUAAUAGGAGAAAUACAAAUUUAAACACUCUGAAAAUAGCAAAGAUUAUAAAUGAUGGAAAUAAUGUUGGAGAAGUGAGAACAUGAAUCUUAAUGCGUUAUUGGUGGAGCUGUGGAUUGGUACAACCCGUUCUGGAAAUGUCUAUACCCUUUGGUCCAGAAAUUCCACUGCUAGGCAUAUACUCCAGAGAGGUCAUUGAGAAAAAGAUUCCACAUAUGCUAAAAUAUUUAAAAGCCGCUCUUUUGGUCACAAAGAACUGAAAACAAAAGUAGAUGCCCAUCUGUUGUGGAAUGGCUAAACAAAUUGUGAUACCUGAAUGUAAUGGAAUAUUAAUGUGCUGUAAGAUACAAUGAACAUGGUGAAUACAGAGAAGCAUAUGAAGACAUUGAUUCAAAGAUGAAUUGGUUGACUUGGGUGUUUAGGAGGAUGGACUCUAGUCAAAAAAGUCACCAUUUUGUGCUGGCCGUAUAUAAAAAGAGAGUAUAUAGACCUGCUUAGGACCUUUUAGGCUUUUUACAACUUUUCCCUUUCAACUUCUGGAAUGCUGCCAGAUAGGAGAGAGGAGGAAUUUCUCAUUCUUUCCUCUCCUCCCCACCUUCUCCUGGCAGUUAAAGGCCUCCUUAGGGCAGAAGCCCAAUGUGUUUAUCCAAGUUAGCCUGGAAAGAAAGAGUUCCUUUUUUUUCCCCGUUCUGAGUAUAAGUCCAAGACUCGAGAGUAAAUGUCCCAGACCAAGAGAUGACAACAGUCAUGCUACCAGGUUGAGUAUUCUGGACAAGUAUAUAAGCCUACACAUAAGCCAUACACAUGGCCACAGAAGAGUAUGUCCAUGGACAACAUCAUUCCUGAGCUACAUCCUAAUUAGAGGAGGGAAGAUUUCUAGGCAGCAUGUAGCUAGAAUGUUGCCUCCUAGCCAGAGAAGGAAGGAAGGUUUCUUGGGUAUUACUAGCCUUGAAGAGGGGUAGGCAUUAAAAAACCAAAACCAAAACAAAACAAAACAAAACACCUUCCUGUCCUCCAGGAGCUAUAAUCUAUGGGGGGAGAGGGAGAGAAGAUAUGGUUGAUGUGUUAGUUGGUUUAGCUGAACUGUUAUUUUUUUAAGUCUGUUAUAAGGGAUGAUAAGAUGGGUAGAGGAAAGUAUUAGGUCAAAACAAUAUAUAUCAAUAAUUUUUUAAAAAGUUGAUUUUUACUGAUCUUUUAUUUUUGCCUUACAAAGAUUUCCCUGUAUCCAUCUCCUCCCAGAGAGCCAUCAUUUAUGACAGAGAUUUUUUUUUAAAGAAAAGAGAAAGAAUAAGAAAAAUUCAACACAACUGAUCAACAAAUGAAAGAAAAAUGAUUAAAUGCUGUGUUCCACACUGUGUAUAUUUUUUGUCACAGUGUCUGACAUAGUAGUGACAUGCUUUAUAAGUGCUUGUUGAAUGAAAUUUACUUGAAAAGUUGUGACCUGCUCUUGCUCAUGACCAGUAGUUACAAGACUUGUACUCAGGUUUUCCUGUCUCCAAGGUUGACUCUCUAUCCACAGCAAGAGAUAAAACAUGUGUAAGGGACUCAUAGCUCAGCUGAUUCUAGAGCUAGAAGGCCCAGAAUAUAAUUACAUGGUGAUAAUGAGGAGUAAACUGAAAGUAAAGGGGCUUUUAUAACUCAAUCCCUUUAUGAGAUAUGAAAUCUUUCUGAUUGCGUCAAGAAAUGAGUAAGGAUUGACAGAUAAAUUAUCCAUGCACCAUUGUAUCUUGAAUGAAUUUCAGAAUUGGAGAACUGGAAGCAGUUGUGGUUGAGAUCUUUAGGGGGAGUAUUCCAUACUCUCUAUCCAACAUGUUAACUUUGAAUCAGAACUAGUUUUAUCAGUAGAGAAAGAGUACAUCCAGCCAGGAGCAGAGACCCACAUUCCAUAUAGAUUCAGAGAAAGACUCAAGACAUUCAGAUAGCCAGACUCAAGAAGAGGAUACUCCCAGAGUCCAAUUGAGCAGCCAGCCCAGCAGAGACUGUGCACCCAAGGAGCAACUUUGAAAGGUUUGCAUAAGGAGAGAAAAGGCUACUAGGCCUGAAACAACAAGACUUGGGAGGUGCCUUUUGCCAUUGCUAUGUCCUACACUGGUGCCUCGCUAUCAUUAUACCUUAGGUCUUUGCCCAUUUUCCUCACUGAUGUUGUGUGUAUUUGUGGGGGAGUUCUCCCCAGUUUUAUGUGAGGAAUGUUUUACAACAAUUGUUCUUGAUAUGUACCAUCUUAAUAAAGGCCUUUACUAAGAGCAAA
Vombatus ursinus (common wombat) is the source of this 8909-nucleotide messenger RNA. RefSeq names its product tripartite motif containing 7 (gene TRIM7). The coding region runs from base 1 to 1593 and encodes 530 amino acids. The transcript has 8 exons. NCBI's taxonomy places the organism in Eukaryota, Metazoa, Chordata, Mammalia, Diprotodontia, Vombatidae. Gene Ontology annotation, molecular function: zinc ion binding; protein binding. The record is from RefSeq and is a predicted model, not a curated record.